GCGAGAGAGGCGUGCGCAUCAUUGUCUUUUUUAUGCAUCCUCACACAAAUGAGUUUUUCACCAGGACAACGCAAACACUCGAUCAUCGAGGACUAGUUCUUCCUCAAAGUGAUGUUUUUUCACUCAGGUAGAAAGUUGUAAUUCCAAGUGAUCGCCAUCAUGGAUUCCUGGAUCUUCCCAUCAAGUCUCCCGAACAUGUCGGAGCAGAUCAUGGACGACUGCUUCCUGCCGCUGAACGAAUCAGAACAGCAGAUGAACGACACAGACCAGAGCUUCAACGGUACCAGCACCGUGGUCAUCACUUGCAUGUACUUCUUGGUGUGCGCCAUGGGCCUGUGCGGGAACGCUUUGGUCAUCUACGUCAUCCUGCGCUACGCCAAGAUGAAGACCGUCACCAACAUUUACAUCCUCAACCUGGCGGUGGCCGAUGUACUUUUCAUGCUGGGACUACCUUUCAUCGCAAUUCAGCUGGCACUCGUCCACUGGCCCUUCGGUCCGGUUUUGUGCCGCGUGGUGAUGACUGUGGAUUCCCUCAAUCAGUUCACCUCCAUCUUCUGCCUGACGGUAAUGAGCGUGGACCGCUACCUGGCUGUGGUGCACCCCAUCCGCUCCACCAAGUGGCGCAAGCCCCGCGUGGCUAAGACCAUCAAUGUGGCAGUGUGGGGAGUUUCGCUCCUGGUCAACCUGCCCAUCGUCAUCUACAGCGGCGUCAUCACCAAACACGACGGUUGCUUCUGUACCAUCGUAUGGCCCGAGCCUCAAGAGGCCUACUACACCGCCUUCAUGUUUUACACCUUCAUCCUGGGCUUCUUCCUGCCACUCCUAGUUAUCUGCCUGUGCUACCUGCUCAUCAUUAUCAAGGUCAAGUCAACGGGCAUUCGAGUCAGCUCUUCGUCCAAGCGCCGCCGCUCGGAGAGGAAGGUGACCCGAAUGGUGUCUGUGGUGGUGGCCGUUUUCGUCCUGUGCUGGCUGCCAUUCUACGUCUUCAACGUCACCUCGGUGACGGGGACGCUCAGCACCACGCCGGUGCUGCGCAGCACCUUCGCCUUCGUGGUGGUGCUGGGCUACGCCAACAGCUGUGCCAACCCUAUCCUCUACGCCUUCCUGUCGGAGAACUUCAAGAAGAGCUUCCAGAACGUUCUGUGUCUCAAGAAGGUGGGCGGGCUGGACGACGUGGAGCGCAGCGACAGCCGCCAGGACAAGUCCCGCAUGAUGGCAGACCCCACCGAGACGCAAAGUACUUUGCUUAAUGGCGACCUGCAGACCAGUAUCUGAUCCGCUUUGAUCUACUCACUUUUGAAGGUUUGCUACAAUGGCAAAAGACAACUACCAGGAAGUAGGCAGAGCUCUGCGGCAGCUGACGGGGCAAGCCCGGGAAGAUGGCCAACCUUAAGGAGACUCUGUUGAAUAGCGUCAUGCAAACCAGUAUCUGAUCCGGACGUACUACUUGUUUAGCAUGAUUCUGCUUGCUGUUGAUAUUUUUGCUCUUUUGAAACAAAGCACCAAGGCUUGGUGCCAGAUGCGUGAUGCCUAACCUCGCAGACACCUUGCUCAAUGGUGACCUGUAGACCAGGGGUCCCCAACCGGUGUGAUUUGGGUCUUUUUUUCACGGACAGGUGUUCUGUCUCGUUGAGACGAGAUGGUCCCGAGAUAGGAGAGUGAGAGAAGCCCGCUUCACAAAGAUACAAUGUUGGAAAUUGUAGCACAGUUUUCAGUGCUCUCCUAGCAAUGUCAGGAUAUUCCGAAAUGACUUUAAUCCAGAACCUCGGUCGAGUUGUUGUCUCAAAUGUACGUUUCAGGUCGCCGUGAUUUGCGAUCUCGACGAGCUGAUAUUCCUAUUGCACAGACGGGUCAAGAAUCCGCUCCUUCGCAGUUCGUGGGUCUUUAGUGAUUGGGAAGUAGCAUACAUUUUGUUUUCUUCAAGGUUGUAGGCUCAUCUUCUGGCUCGUCAGGUUCCCUUUUCCCCAUAAAAAAUCUGUCCAAAGACGUCUGUUUUUCAGUCAUUCCAGUGUGGGGGAUAAUUAUUUUGGGGAACAAAUGUAAUGGGCGACGACCUACGUCAUAUGGCAUUAUCGAGGCCAAGCGCACAUAGCUGUACAAAACAAGAUGUACUGCUAACAGUCCAAUCAAUGCAUUUCUAUGACGACCUCCUAUCCUGUUGAUGUAUAUCUAGAGUAGACAGGGAUAUUGGUGCGUUAAGCGGCACAGGCCAAAGUCAAUCGGCCAGAAUGCAGUUGUUAAUAAAUUAUUUAUUAUUUCUGCGCGGCCCAGUACCAAAUGCGCUACAGACCGGUACUGGUCCGCGGCCCCGUCGUUGGGGACCCCUGCUGUAGACCACUACGUGAGUUGAUAAGGCUUAUUUACACCAGUAUUUACACAAGGAAAGGCCGUAAUUCACUUUCUUUGCUCCGCACCAUAUGCAGUUCCCUUUUCACUUUGCAAUUUGAGCAAGCGAGGAUUUGAGAACAAACCUAUCCAUGUGCAAAAACGGUCAAUUAUUGGACAAAACGCUCUGGGUUGGGCAACACGGUAAAAUAAGGGAGUAAACAAUCACGGAGCUCCAGAGAACUGCAAAUGAGCUCAUUCGUUUUAUCUAAUUCCAAGCGUUUGCGGGAAAUUUGGAGCAUCAGAGGCCUUUGAUGCCACGUUCAUUUGACAAGGACAGAAGAUAUUCCACGCUGAAACCCUAUUCAUAUUAGUCAAUGUAAUGCUCACAACAGACUGUGAUGCUAACCAAUCAACUAGAGUUGUCCGAUAUUAUCGGUAAAAGUAUUUUUUAAAUGAUGUCGGAUAAUAUCGGUAUCUGUUUUUCAAUAUCGGAUUUGGGCCAAUAAGCAUAUUGCCUUCAAGGUGAACAUUUACAGGCAUCUCUAAUAUUUUCAAGUGGGAGAAUUUGCACAAUUAGUGGUUGACUAAAUACUUAUUUGCCCCACUGUAUGUGAAUGGCCACAGUCGGAUUUUUGGGGGAUUUUAUGGGUGAAACAUGGUAAUGUAACAAGGGUCGCGAUGCAGAAACCGCAGACAUCAAGGGGUGUUUGAGAUUUUCUUUUUCAUAUAUUUACCCUUUUAAACAUUUUUUCCAAUUUUUCUUUGUUUGGAUCGAUUAUUUAUCAUCUGACAUAUCGGAAAAAAUGCGACAGUAACAAUAAAAAUACAACUAAGCUAAGAUAGAGGUAGAUAUCUGGCUUUUUUACAAACACCAUUUUUUGUUUAAAAGUUUAAAAU
Corythoichthys intestinalis (scribbled pipefish) is the source of this 3225-nucleotide messenger RNA. Its product is annotated as somatostatin receptor type 2-like. Gene Ontology annotation, molecular function: neuropeptide binding; somatostatin receptor activity. Lineage: Eukaryota; Metazoa; Chordata; Actinopteri; Syngnathiformes; Syngnathidae. Gene Ontology annotation, cellular component: neuron projection; plasma membrane. The transcript has 2 exons. The coding region runs from base 160 to 1275 and encodes 371 amino acids. The record is from RefSeq and is a predicted model, not a curated record. Gene Ontology annotation, biological process: cellular response to glucocorticoid stimulus; neuropeptide signaling pathway; cellular response to estradiol stimulus.